AUGCCAGGGCAUAUCACUAUCCGGAUUUGGCUGCUCAGGGUGUGUGCUGGCCAGACGGAGUAUGCUUUCAAUCCCAUAGAUGGCAAGAGCUUCCCUCAUCAUCCGGUCAUGCGACAGGCAGCUGUGGGACCAUAUUUGGUGGAGAGGGGCAUCCUUACCGAGCUGAACGGUCUGAGGGUGCCUGUGCACUUUGACUGCGAGAACCUGUGCAACGUCAGCCAGUGGGAAUCGAAAUCCCGUGGCCCAUCUCGGUGCCCCUAUGGCACAUAUCGCUACUACCACUACUUACCCAGCCGAUGGAACGCCUGCCAUGAACACGAGGCAUUUCUGAAGUCUGGCUUUUCGCAUGUACAUUUGCAUCUGCCCGUGGUCGAUGAGGAAUACAGUGAGAUGGUCGCAGUCUACCAGUCCGCCCUGCGAGCACGCAUAUCAUUCAACAUAAUGGAACUUGGGGCCGAUGCUGCUCUCUUUCUUCGGCUCGUGUCCUCAAUAGACCAUCUGGAUCUUUUGCACAUCGACAUUCAAGGAGAGGAGCAGCAGCUGCUGAAGGAUCCAGAAGUGCUGGACGUUCUUGGGCGGAAGGUUUAUCGAAUUAUUCUUGGGACCCACGCGGAUUCUAUUGACGACUACAUGUUGCGCACUUUCAGACACUGGAUCACGGUCCACUACCACCGUAACAGGGGACCCGGGUGCCUGGUGCGCGCUGGCAUCUUUCGUGAUAUGUCCGAGCGCCCUGUGAUGCUGCCGCCACCUGGGCCGGAGGCUUGGGCCCAGCUCAGGGCAGAGCCGGAAGAGCUUUGCUUCUACAAUUCUCCUCAAGGCAGGGUCGCCAACAUCGACGGAGGCUUCAUUUUGGACAAUCCGCGUUUUGUAAAUGCCUCGCAAGUCUUUUCGCUGAACGAUACGGUGGAAGCCAAGCGAGCACUGCUGGCAGCCAGCGAAGAGACCCUGCCAGCGCAGUGGAGAGAGUUUCGGUGCAAGCACCUCCUUAGCCUGUGCUGGGACGAAAUGCCAUGGCCCGUUCACUCCGGCGUCCCGGAGCUUUGCCACUGCGUCGUGAUCUUGGCCUAUGUCCUGCUGUCACGGUUGUCUCACAACAAGACGAUGCUUUGUGUGGCCUUGCGCGACAUGAUGCUGCUGUCGGAGCUGCUGCCCAUCCUGUCGCAGUCACUACCGUCGGAGGUCUGCUGGACAGAUGAGUAUUCUGAGGAGCUGUGCUGCGAUCGGAGAUACGGACCGGAAGGGAACUCGGCUUGUUGGGCCGGAGAGCUCACCUUUGAGGGCUGUUGCGGAGAUGCUGCAAGAGAUCUUCAAGAGGCCGGCGAUCUUCCGUUCAAGAACAUGGAGACACAGGAUUUGCAUCCGCAGAUAGGCAUCGGCCUGUUCACGACCUACGAGCCGGGCAAAGACUGCUGGACAGGAAUGGGUGGACUUGCUAGCCACGCCAUGUGUUGUGAUCUCUCUGUGUCCGAAUACGGCAUGGGAUCUUGUUGGGACGGCUGGCGCUACACCUUUGAUCGCUGCUGCUUCCUCGGCGAGGCUCCGGCAUUCCGGCCACCAGCGAAGCCGCUUCUACGGCUGCCCAAGGAACCAGCGGCACCGAAAGCGGGCAGGGACGUCGCUCGGCCUUCAGGUGUGGAAUGUUGGCAAAGCGACUUCACUUUCGCAUACUGCUGUAUGCGUGGGGCGGCUCCCUGCUGGGACGACCAGUUCACUCGAGCCGCCUGCUGUGAUGGAAUCGCUGAUCCAGUGGAGGCUUGGAAGGUGACAGAUGCAUCGGAUCCGCAGGUGAUUUGUCUCUUGCACACAAGGAAUGUGGCUUUGGAUCUGGAACAGACUCCGAAGCAUUGUCCGAAAGAGCGCUUCUUUCUUCUGGCGUCGUUGGGCCCUCCGGUGAUCGAAGAGGACUGGACAGGGACACCCUGGUUCCGGAAGCCGUGGAGUGUGGAGGGUCUGAAACGGGAAUCGAUGCAGCGUCUCCAGCCAGUACGACCUAGCAGGACUUCCUUUGUAGGCGGCCUUUGUGUGCCAGAGCCAUGCUCUUUGGAGACGACGGCCGCUUACCUUGCCCCACGCGUUGUGCCUUGGUGGCGGGCUCCUCGACCGGAGCCGCAGCUGCUGAAUGAGACUCACUUUUUGCUGCCACCUCCGCUAGCCGCCAACCACAAAGUCUAUCGAUCGUCGCGGCUCAGCUCCACAUGGACAGCUUGGGUUGCCCCGCGGCCCAUGGAUGCUGAUGUUUUCGCUGAGCAGCUGCACGGCUGGGAGUUUGCAAUCCUCGAGCACGGCAAGUACAUCAGUGGGAGCAUCUCUGGUCUCAUCACCGUCACACUGAU
Molecule: messenger RNA, 2336 nt
Organism: Symbiodinium necroappetens
Lineage: Eukaryota; Dinophyceae; Suessiales; Symbiodiniaceae
Source: the annotation of a GenBank genome assembly